Molecule: messenger RNA, 1250 nt
Organism: Megalops cyprinoides (Indo-Pacific tarpon)
Lineage: Eukaryota; Metazoa; Chordata; Actinopteri; Elopiformes; Megalopidae
Exons: 11
Coding region: 31-987 (318 amino acids)
Source: RefSeq, a predicted model, not a curated record
CCCUGACACAGUCAUUCAUAAGUAUACCAUAUGUCACCUUCAAAAGGGAAAUGGGGAUCACAUUCUUCAGAAAGCUCAGAGGAACUCAGGACUGCCUUCAAAUCCUUGCAAAUGAGGCUGGAAGCCAUUGAGGAAGUCAUCCAGACCUGUGACCAAACCACAGACAAGAUCAAAUGCCAAUCAGAGUGCACAGCAAUUGUUAUAAGGGAGGAGUUUGAGAAGCUUCACCAGUUUCUGCGAGAUGAAGAGGAGGCCAGGCUGUCUGCAGUGAUAGAAGAGGAGAAACAGAAGACAGAGUUGGUGAAGAGGACGCCUGAAGCUUUGGAAAACAGUAAAAUGUGUCUUUCAAACACAAUCAGGGCCAUGGAAAAGGAUAUGGGAGCUGAGGACAUCACAUUGUUGCAGAACUACAAGGACAUUAAGAACAGGAGUGCUACCACGCAGAGCCAGGGCAUUCACCACACUGUCACCGACAGCCAAACUGCUACCGCCAAUGCACCAGUGCCCAGCCGAAAUGUUCCAGAAAAGCGAGAUCGUUUCAGUCCAGGUCCCUCGCCCUUGCAACGUACCCAGACUGUCUCCCGGUCCUUUGGUCGCCCUCUGCAGGAGAAUUCUGGUACUGCAAGGAGUGCAGCAUCUCAGCGGCGGGACAAUCGGCCUCCUGUUCCCAUGCGACCAAAUCACCCUAACAGGCCAGCACCUCAACAGCUGAUUCAGGAACUCAACAACCUAUUCAGCCUGCCUCCAACACAACGUGAGCCCACCUCAAUACUUCCUGCCUCAUCACGGCAACACCAGCGGGAGGAUCCUGGAACCUUGAGGAAUGCUAUCACUCAGCGUGAGGUCACCCAGCAACCUGCGGCCGAGAUCCCUGCUCAGGACGACGCACCUGCACCUGUCCGGAGCGUUCAGGAGCUUCAAGCCCUUUUCAGCGCACCUGAUGACCACGCCUACACUCCCCCACCCCACACCCGUCAGCACCUGUAAGAAAGAAGGUACGGACAGCUGGGGGCACUGCACUGUAGAGUUCUAGCACCUCUGUGGAGGAUCAUCUCUGUUCCAAAAACUCAGCCAAAAAAGCCACAGCUAAGACAUGAGAAAAUGCAUCAAUGCCAUUACGCUAAACGUCUUUAGCACAAGACAAAUACCACCAUUGGCUACAUUUUUAACUGCAAAAGGUGGGCCCUGAUUUGUCCUGAAUUUCUUCACAAUAAUUAUACUUUGUUGUUUGAAAUAAGAAAAUAAAGAAA